GUAGCAGCGGCGGCAUUGCUCCAAUAGGCUCCCCUCGCUCCAGUCUCCACUCUCGAGACCGGGAGAGACAUCGCGCCACCCAGCCCCAGCCGAGCCGACCCUAGGCUCCCCGAGGCUCUCGGUGACACCAGGGCGCACCACACACACACCGAGGGGGCGGAAAAGAGAACAAACCCAGAACUCCAAAGAUGGGAGGCAAGCUCAGCAAGAAGAAGAAGGGGUACAAUGUAAAUGAUGAGAAAGCCAAGGACAAAGACAAGAAGGCUGAAGGUGCUGGUACAGAAGAAGAAGAAACUCCCAAGGAGAACGAUGAGACCCAGACGGUGGCCGAGACCACAGAUGUGAAGGAGAAGACCGAGAAAGAUUCCCAGGUCACUGCCAACAAGACCGAAGAGAAGGGAGCAGAGAAGGAUGCGGCGCCUGGCAAAGAAGAAGCUCCGAAAUCAGAGUCUGAGAAACCGGAGGCUGUCCCUGAUGGAAAGGCAGAGCCACAGAAGGAUACAGAGCCAGAGCAAGCGCCUGCCUCCGCUCCGGCGGCUAGUAGUGAGGCUUCUAAGAGCACUGAGGCAAAGGUCUCUCAGUCUUCAGAAGCCACAGCAACUAGUAAAGCAGAUGACAAGAGCAAAGAGGAAGGGGAAGCCAAAAAGACUGAGGCUUCCGCAACUGCCGCCGCCCAAGAAUCUAAAAGUGAAGUGGCUCCAGCUUCAGACUCAAAACCUAGCAGCAGCGAAGCUGCGUCUUCUUCCAAGGAGACCCCAGCAGCAACAGAAGCCCCUAGCUCUACACCUAAGGCCCAGGAACCUGCAGCCCCAGCAGAAGAGGCUCCAACCGCUAAUUCGGAUCAAACCAUAGCAGUGAAUGAGUAACAUGGACAGCCUAUUGAAAAAAAAUUAAAUAAUAACGAAAUAAUAAUAAUAAUAAUAAUAACCACUUAAAAACAACCUGUG
Gracilinanus agilis (Agile Gracile Mouse Opossum) is the source of this 947-nucleotide messenger RNA. It is a transcript of the gene BASP1, whose product is annotated as brain abundant membrane attached signal protein 1. Gene Ontology annotation, molecular function: transcription cis-regulatory region binding; transcription corepressor activity. The coding region runs from base 189 to 866 and encodes 225 amino acids. Gene Ontology annotation, biological process: negative regulation of DNA-templated transcription. Lineage: Eukaryota; Metazoa; Chordata; Mammalia; Didelphimorphia; Didelphidae. The record is from RefSeq and is a predicted model, not a curated record. Gene Ontology annotation, cellular component: nucleus; cytoplasm. The transcript is spliced from 2 exons.